Messenger RNA from Vanderwaltozyma polyspora DSM 70294, 3111 nucleotides. RefSeq lists its product as uncharacterized. Gene Ontology annotation, molecular function: MAP kinase scaffold activity. The coding region runs from base 1 to 3111 and encodes 1036 amino acids. The transcript has a single exon. NCBI's taxonomy places the organism in Eukaryota, Fungi, Ascomycota, Saccharomycetes, Saccharomycetales, Saccharomycetaceae. Gene Ontology annotation, biological process: invasive filamentous growth; mating projection formation; pseudohyphal growth. Gene Ontology annotation, cellular component: incipient cellular bud site; actomyosin contractile ring; cellular bud tip. The record is from RefSeq and is a predicted model, not a curated record.
AUGAAGAGUCUAAACGGUUCUCAACAUGAGUCUAUGAAGAAGUAUCAUGAUGAAUUGGAAACUUUCUUCAAGGUCACUGGUAUAGCACAAGAGCGUUCAGCAUCAUCAAGAGCUCAAAAGGCAAGAGGAAAGCUACUUAAACUUUCUGAUUCUCAAUUUUAUGAACUAAGUACAGAUGUUUAUGAUGAAUUACAAAGAAGAAUCAGCGAAAAUGACAAUCAAACCGAUCAUCUUUUGCCAAAAGAUGCAUUCCACAUAAAGAGAAAUCAAGCCAGAGAAAAAUUGUCUACCUUAACUAUGACAAGGUUCGGUGAUUUAGUUGACGAUAUAUUAUAUGAGAUUAAAAGAAGAGGAUAUGGUGAAGCUUUAAAUGAUAAAAGUGGAUCGAGUGACGAUUUUAGCAAAAAUCAAGAUGAUUCAAAAUAUAACAAUGAUACAACAGACUUCACUGAAAAUACACAACCAUCGAUUUUAAUCUCUAGAGAUGAAUCGAUUAACUCUCCAAAACCAGAGCCUUCGGGUUUACAAUCCUCAAAUAUCAUACCAAAGAAAGCUUCAAUGGUCUGGUCAUCAGAUGAGGAAGAGGAUGAGCCAAGUACUAAAGACAUUAACACAGAGACAAUUUCUGGUGAGACCAAUACCAGUAACGAUGAAAUUGAGACAAAAGAGGAAGAGGCCAACUCUAUUUUGAAAACGCCAGUAAAUAAAAAGGUAUCAAAUAAGUUCGUUCCUGAUGAAGAUAUCAUGUUUUCCAAACCUCCAAUGGAACAUAUGCAAAUGUCACCAUCAAAUAAUUCUCCUGCUCAUAGUAUAUUUAGUCCAAUCGAGAAAUAUUAUGCUUUUGAUGCUCCAAAAAGUCCGAUUGAAGAACAGACUACUGAUGUUGUAGAAAAGGAAAAGACAGUUGAUGAACAAAGUAAGUAUUCUAAAGAGCAAUAUGAGAAAGUUGAAGAACCGAGUAAAGACAUUGAAAAGGAGGUCCGGAAAUCACUUGAAAAUGAUGAAAACUUCAUAAGAGAGGAUGAAGCUGCUCUACCUAAAUUAAGUAAAGACUUAGAAGAAGGACUUGAUUUUGUUGAUAAUGAAGAUUUAUCAAUUUUAGAAUCAUCAUCACCAGUCAAGUCCUCACCUGCAGUCAAUCCAAUUGAUACCACCAAGUCAGUAAAUAAUGAUCAGUCCAAAUGGAUUCAAAAUGAACCCAUGAAAGCAGAAUUGUGUGAUUUUAGCGAAAAGGUAAGUGCACUUUCAAUAGAGAAUGAGAAACUAAGACAAAGAAUAACAGAACUUGAAAUUAAAGACAAAGAUAAACAACUACAGAGAGCAAAGAAAUCAGCAAAUGCUACACUACCAAAGUACUCAUUAAAUGAAGAAUCGAUUACAAAAUUCAUAUCCGAAGCUGGUCAGAUUCCAUUUUACUUCGUAUCAGAAAUUAAUUUAUCAAUUCAAUCAUUCUUUAGUGUUUUGGAAUCUGAUCAAUCAGACAUUGGUAAUGAACUAUUUGAGAUAUUAUUUCAAUUAACAAACCAAAUAGAUAAAGUUGUUGAAUUAUUCAAAAUUUCACAAUUUAGAGAUCAGUUAACUUUACUGAGGGCUUCUCUAUCUCAUUUGAUCAGUUCAGUAAGAUAUUAUGCAGUCUAUGGUGAAAUCUUACCAAAGAUCACAGUACAAGCUGCUGCUGCUGAAUUAAUAUUUGCCCUCUGUAAAUUAAUUUCGGUUGGUAAAAUUACCCCAAAUGAUAAUUUUGAUUUGACACUUAAUGCAACUUUAAACAACACUGAAGACGAAUCCAUUCCUAACUCUCCAGUUCGUUCAAUUGCAAGUUCUUCUAGACCUAACAUUUCAAUUUCAAUUGAGAAUUCAAGUUUUUUGGAAGAUGAUGGCCAAGAAGAAAUAUCACCUGUUAAGCCACUAAAAAUUACUCAAAAAGCAAACCGUAUUUUAGAGAAAUCAACUUUUAGAAAACCAUCUGGUACUAGUAUGUUUUCUUCCAUUUUGGAAACAAGACCAACAUCAAAAUCCAAUGAAGAAAUAUCUUCUAAGAAAAUUGAUAGACAAGAUAACAAUAGUAAGUCUGUCAAGAGUUCGAUCAGAGCUAUUCAAUCACCAACAAUCACACAGGAGGGUUAUAAUAAUGAUCCUGAAAAAAAUAAAGGUAUUGGUCUAGGCAUUGUAUCAUCAGAAUCUCCAGCAUUUAAAGCAGAUACAUCAUCGGAAAAUCACUCUUCAAAUAGUCCAACCAUUAAAGAUGAAUCCACUUCAAUGGAGCCUAAAGUCAAUACGGUUGACUUUGCAACUGUACGUAAAAUUGAAUCUCCACAUUUAAAUACAAAUAUGAAGAGCAUUGAUAGAGAUGAUAGUGUAAAAGUUAAUGGUCCAGAUAUCUCUGUAACAAGUCCAGACACUGAACAUAAUAGCCGCGAAUUGAAAAAUGACAAAAAUAUGGAUGAACAUGGUGAUUCAACUUUGAGAAAUGAAACUCAUAUGCAUAAAGACCUAGAUACAGACAAUGAUAAUACUGAAUUUGAAUUUGUUACUGUUGAUGAGCCUGGAACGACUGAAUCUUCCGAACCUUCUUCAAAAUCAACCGACAUAAACGAUAUAGAGGAUGAUAAUAGUGAAACAGAAGUUAGUGAUGAAUUUGAUAUUGAAAAUUUUGAAGUUAAUAAUCCAGAAAAUACAUUAUCGGAACUUUUGUCUUAUGUCGAGCAUCAAACAGUAGAAGUAAUCUCUACCAUUCAAACUUUGUUAACUUCUAUAAAGGACACUAGUUCAACAAAAGGUGGUUUGAAAAGAGAAGCAUUUGAUAUUAAUAAUGUCAUCAGUCAGAUGGUUAGUGCAACUAGCAUAUCUAUGGAACAAACCCGUAAUUAUCAUUUGAAAGAACACGGUAGUUGGGUUGUUCAAAGUCUUGAAGAUUGUAGCCGUAGAAUUAUUACCUUAUGUGAAUUUAAUGAGGAUGGUUUAAUACAAGAAAAUGCUUCAGAUAAUGAGUAUGCUGAUAAACAAUUUAAACAAAGAUUAGCAGGCAUUGCUUUUGAUAUUGCAAAGUGUACUAAAGAGCUGGUGAAGAGUGUUGAAGAGGCUAGCUUGAAGGAAGAAUCUUCAAACUAA